This is a messenger RNA of Trematosphaeria pertusa, 1560 nucleotides long. RefSeq names its product galactokinase-like protein. Lineage: Eukaryota; Fungi; Ascomycota; Dothideomycetes; Pleosporales; Trematosphaeriaceae. Gene Ontology annotation, cellular component: cytosol; cytoplasm. Bases 1 to 1560 code for a protein of 519 amino acids. Gene Ontology annotation, molecular function: galactokinase activity; ATP binding. Gene Ontology annotation, biological process: carbohydrate phosphorylation; galactose metabolic process. The record is from RefSeq and is a predicted model, not a curated record. The transcript has 3 exons.
AUGGAAGUUCCGACAGCAGCCUCAUUACGCGACAUCUACACCGAGGACGCGGUGCCGGUGCAGGCGAAGCGGUGGGAGAGCUUGCUGGCAAAGUUCAAGGAGACCUAUGGCAAGCGGGCGGACUUCGUGGCAAGGAGUCCAGGGCGCGUCAACAUCAUUGGCGAGCACAUUGACUACUCGCUCUAUGAAGUGCUACCAAUGGCUAUUACCUCCGACUUCAUCAUGGCUGUAGCUGUCCGACCCGCCGAUGAGAAGCCGCGGAUACGGAUCGCGAACAUACAGUCCCAGAAGUUCCCCUCACGAGAAUUCGAGAUUCCUGCCGAAGGAGACAUUCCUAUCGACGCUUCGGAGCAUGAAUGGACAAACUACUUCAAGUCGGGUUUGCGAGGAGUUUCUCAGCUGCUCGAGAAGAAGCAAGGCAAACACUUCGUCACCGUGGGCAUGGAUAUCCUGUGCGACGGAACUGUGCCGAGCGGUGGUGGGCUUUCAAGCUCAGCAGCUUUCGUGUGCACAAGCUCGCUGGCAGUCUUGACCGCGAAUGGCGAAGACAAAGUCGACAAGAAAGAGCUGUGCGAGCUUGCUAUUGUGUCCGAACGCGCUGUGGGUGUCAAUUCGGGAGGCAUGGACCAGGCAGCCUCAGUCUUUUCGCUCCGCGGCACUGCUCUUUAUGUGACAUUCAAGCCAAGUCUCGACUACACUGCAAUCGAAUUCCCGCAGACGGAUCCCGAACUUACCUUCGUCACAGCCCAGAGCUUCGUAGCAGCAGACAAACACGUCACAGCACCUGUCUGUUACAACCUACGUGUUGUAGAGUGCACUUUGGCCGCAGCGUUCCUGGCGAAAGCGUUCGGUCUGAGGCGCGAGCUGCCAAAGGACUCAUCACCGCUGGGCGUCAGCCUACGAGGCUUCCAUGAUACCUUCUUCGAGGAGAAGGAAGGGGUUUCUGACAACACGAAGACUUCGGUCGCCGAUUUCAAGGUCCAGCUCCAGAAGCUAAUUCAACUGACGGAAGACUAUCUACCACAAGAAGGAGGCUAUUCAAGAGGCGACAUCUGCGGGCUACUCGGCAUCUCAGAGGAGGAACUAAACCAGCGGUACAUGUCGAAAUUCCCUGUGCGUGCAGAGAAGUUCAUGCUCCGACAACGCGCGCUUCACGUUUUCACCGAGGCUCUGCGCGUUAUACAGUUUCGAGAACUACUCUCUUCGCCUCCAAAGGACGGUAAAGAAUUCAUCAAGUCGCUUGGAGAUUUGAUGAACGAAACGCAGACUUCGUGCCGAGAUGUCUACGACUGCAGUUGCCCGGAGCUUGAUGAGCUGUGCGACCUUGCGCGCGCUGCGGGUUCAUGCGGAAGCAGACUGACAGGAGCUGGAUGGGGAGGAUGCAGUGUACAUCUAGUGCCCAAGGAUAAGGUUGAUGCGGUCAAGAAGGCAUGGGAGGAGAAGUACUACCGGAAGAAGUUCCCCGACAUCACAGCCGAAAAGCUGCAAGAUGCCAUCGUUGUCAGCAAACCCGGUAGCGGUAGUAUGGUUUUCAAGGUCGUUGGGGAUAAGGUCGUAUAG